UGCCAGCGGGGCGCUGGUCUGGCGGCUCCAGGGCACCGACGGUGCAACCCCAGCCCAGGGCGGCCUCGCCUCAAUUCCUGCGCCCGGAGCCUGGGCGCCACGGUCACGGAGCAUGGCAUCAGCCUUUGAGCGGGUGGUCAAGAGCGUGGUCCGGGAACUGGACCACAGCGGAGAGCUCAUCCCCGUGGACAGCCUGCGGAGUUCCACCAGCUUCCAGCCCUAUUGUCUUCUGAGCAGAAGGCGGUCGAGCUCAUGGUUCUGGAGACCCCGGUACACACGUGUCAACCUGUCCAUCAGAGACAUCCUGGAGCCCGACGCCCCGGAGCCAGCUGUCGAGUGUGUCGGUCCCUUCCACUUCCAAGACGCCGUGGACGGGCAGCUGGAGGGCAGCGUGGAGCUGGUGGGCCCAGGACAGGGCAGGGUCUCAGGCGGGGCUUCGGUGUCUGGCAGCUCCAGCGCCUCCAUGAAUGUGUGCACGCUGCGAGUGGACCCCAACACCUGGACAGCCCUGCUCCAAGAGAGGCGCCUUCGGCAGCCCCAACCCAAGAUCUUGCAGCAGCUGCGGAGUCGUGGGGAUGAUGUGUUCGUGGUGACUGAGGUGCUGCAGACACAGAAGGAGGUGGAAGUCACCCGGACCCACAAGCAGCAGGGCUCGGGCCAGUUUGUGCUGCCCGGAGCUAUGUGCUUGCAGGGCAAGGGUCAGGGCCACCUAAGCCAAAAGAAGACGGUCACCAUCCCCUCGGGGAGCAUCCUCGCGUUCCAGGUGGCCCAGCUGGUUAUUAACUCUGACUGGGAUGUCCUCUUCAUCCCAAACAAGAAGCAGAGGACCUUUGAGCCGCCCCAGACAGGCCACAAGCCCCCCAGCGAUGUAGGCGACCAGCCACAUCAGAAGUCUCCCAGCGACUCCAUGAUAAAUUCCAUAGUGGAAUGCCUCAAGUUACUGUCAGAUGGGCUCGAGGAAGACAAGCUGGAAUACACAGAAGACUUCCAGGGCCUGCAGGCAGAGGUGAAGGCCUGGGCCAGGGUCCUGGAGAACUUGUCCAAGCCACUGUGUGAGCAGCUGCUGAGGGGCCUGGAGCAGGUGCUCUGGGACGAGCAGGCCCUGCAAACCCUGGAGGAGUCGCUGGAGCAGGGCCGGUGUUGUGGGCGGGCAGAGCCUCUACCUGGUGCAGCUGGUGAUGUCCUAGAGUGCCUGGUGCUCCCCUGCAGAACCCUAGCAGAGGAACUCACAGGCCCCAUCAUCUACCUUCUGGGAGCACUGAGUGCACUGAGUGAAACCCAGCACGUGCUGCUGGCCAAGGCACUGAAGGCCUUGGCCCUGUCAGAGCCCUUCAAGCUGGUGGAGAGCCUUUUGGAGCAGAGCACCCCAUGGCAGGAGUGCAGAGCCCUGUCCCUGCCACCUGGACUCCUGGGGAGCAGCUGGGGUCCAGAAGUGCCCACCUGGAUCCUGCUGGAGGCAUGCGGCCUAGAGCUGCAGGUGGACACCCGCCAGGUGUGCUGGCAGCCGAAGGCCCAGGGCCGCACAUGUGCGCUCUACGCCUGCCUGGCCCUGCUGUUAAAGCUGAGCCAGCUCUGCCAGCCCGCCAGCCCGCACGCCUAGGCAGCUCUUCAGGCAGGGAUUGCUCCUGGCCUGCCCAGCUGCCAGCCAGCCCUAGGAAGAUGAGAGCCCAAUCCACCCAGUGGCCAGUUCACCACGGGCUUCGGAGUUGGGGAAAGUCAAUAAAUGUGGUAUUCAA
Molossus molossus (Pallas's mastiff bat) is the source of this 1736-nucleotide messenger RNA. It is a transcript of the gene GSDMD, whose product is annotated as gasdermin D. Gene Ontology annotation, molecular function: phosphatidylinositol-4-phosphate binding; phosphatidylinositol-4,5-bisphosphate binding; phosphatidylserine binding. Gene Ontology annotation, biological process: defense response to bacterium; pyroptotic inflammatory response. The record is from RefSeq and is a predicted model, not a curated record. Gene Ontology annotation, cellular component: NLRP3 inflammasome complex. Lineage: Eukaryota; Metazoa; Chordata; Mammalia; Chiroptera; Molossidae. The transcript has 11 exons. Bases 113 to 1600 code for a protein of 495 amino acids.